Molecule: messenger RNA, 585 nt
Organism: Haemonchus placei
Lineage: Eukaryota; Metazoa; Nematoda; Chromadorea; Rhabditida; Trichostrongylidae
Source: the annotation of a GenBank genome assembly
AUGGUGUCUCAUUGGUCUGUUCACAAAGUCGAGUGGGACGGCAGUGUUGGUGGAACCACAGAAGGUUGGUUUGCCGGUUGGGAUCUAUCGGUGUUCGAGUUUCUGGGAGCUGUUGUAUCUGGGCUAACGGGUAUUGAAUCCCUGGCUAUUGCGCAAGCGUUCAGUGUUUUCAACUUGGACGAAUUGGAUGUGGUGACUGCUCGCAGCGACGACUCGUCCGAUGUGUCUACUUCAAGGGAACCAGGUUCUCCCAAGAAACCUGGGUCGUUUGAUGUGACAAAAGCUGAGGAAUCAGCAGUGGUUACUGCUAGAGAAGCACGAUCCCCAGUCCGGACUGAAAAUUCACAGACAUCUGAUGCUGAGGAUCUUACGGCAAGAGAAGCGCUGUCUCCGACUCCUGGAAGAACGCCACCGGCCGAACAUAACCACAAGAGCAGAUAUACCACUGAUUUCAAUAUGGCUUUAAAGUGGAGUGAUGAGCUGGAGCAAAAGGCACUGGAAUAUUUGGACCCAAACGAUAAAGACCCGGACAAUAAAGUGAUGGUGAUCAAUGGACAAAAGUUUGUCCUUGAACUCUUGUCAUAA